AGUGAUUAAUACUGUCAACUGCAUUAGACAAUACAAAUAAGUACUACAAUAUGAUAAAAUCUGAGAUGAAUUGUAUUUUCAAAGAUGAUUGUUUAAACAAUGAAUUCUUUAAAUGAAAUUUGAACAUUAAGCACACUCUAGGAUGAGUGUUCUAGUUCAGUAUGUGGUGGUACGAGGAGAUCUUCUGAAAAAAAUGGAGUGGCCCAUUGGCGCAAUUAUAGCUCAAGCAUGCCAUGCGUGUACUGCUGUUACUCAUCUUUUUUAUAAUGACAAUUACACACAAGCCUACCUUGCCAAUUUAGACGUUAUGCACAAAGUUAUCUUGGAAGUUCCAGAUGAGACCAGUUUAAAUAAUUUACGUUUAACGUUGACAAAUGAGAACAUUGAUCAUAAGCUCUGGAUCGAACAGCCUGAAAAUAUUCCAACGUGUUUGGCAACAAAACCUUACCCGAAGGAUAAAGUACAAUCAUAUUUCAAGAAAUAUAAGUUACUUAAACUGUAAGGAGAUACAAUUUUCAUUAUUACAUAAUUUUCUUUUAUACUGUACAUUAAUUCUAAUAAAAUUAAAUAGUAGCAUAAAA
This is a messenger RNA of Frieseomelitta varia, 581 nucleotides long. Its product is annotated as putative peptidyl-tRNA hydrolase PTRHD1. Lineage: Eukaryota; Metazoa; Arthropoda; Insecta; Hymenoptera; Apidae. Gene Ontology annotation, molecular function: peptidyl-tRNA hydrolase activity. The transcript is spliced from 3 exons. The coding region runs from base 143 to 502 and encodes 119 amino acids. The record is from RefSeq and is a predicted model, not a curated record.